Ixodes scapularis (black-legged tick) is the source of this 1388-nucleotide messenger RNA. RefSeq lists its product as uncharacterized. NCBI's taxonomy places the organism in Eukaryota, Metazoa, Arthropoda, Arachnida, Ixodida, Ixodidae. The transcript has a single exon. The coding region runs from base 9 to 1388 and encodes 459 amino acids. The record is from RefSeq and is a predicted model, not a curated record.
AGAGCGCCAUGGGCCACAACUGGCUCGACGUGGCCAACGGUCUCAGCCUCGUGCACAGGAUCACGCAGCCACACACCGUCAACGAAAACAUUGUCGGGGCCAUUCGCGUAAAGUUUUCGCAAAACAACAAGCCACAGGACGUCAUCAACCUCCUGGUCGAAGAGAGCAACAGGUUGUACACGAGUAACGUCGAGAACGGAGUGUACCGCUGCGACACCGACUACAUGACGCUCCGAACCGUCAUGCCUGCCGAGCGAGUCACGGACGACGUCAACAUCAUCGAUCCGGCCAUCUCCACGACGCUGCGUGACCACAACGAGCUCAUCAUGAAGAGUUCCGACACGAUCCCCGUGCCGCGGACCAACCACUACGUACUAGCCCUGCAGAAGGAGAAGGCGCCCGCCACCGAGGUGUCGGUCCUUAACAUCGCCUCCAUAAUAGAACAGUGUAUGAGCAACGGGCGCGUGGACUCUCGCUUCGUCGAAGUGCACAAACAGUCGGACCAGGGCACGCAGGAGCUCAACAAAUUUUACAGCCAGGCCUGUUGCGUCUCGCCCCGUAACCUCGGUCUUUUUCUACAGUGCCUAAACUUUGAGAUGAUGGACUCGGACAUGUUUGGGGCCACCUUACAGUGCCUCAAGAUGACCAAGGGCAUACCCACUCCGCGCCAGGAAGAAAUUGCCACCUACUCAAACACGGCGUUAUUUCGGAUGGCCACCAACCUGUUUUAUCACACGCGUUUCUGCAGGAGCUACCGCGGCGAAAACACCUACCUGUACGACUCGCGCUUCUUUAACGACUUUCUACUCUGGGUCCAGUCGCCCAAUUAUCUGGAACACCACAUCUCGCCUAGCGUGUCGUCGUCCAUCAUCUCGUGGUGCACGUCCAUGUCUACUGCCAUGCACACUACGCGCGACGCCAACGGAGCGAAGUGCGCCAUGGCGGCCAUAUCCACGUGCGAGGUGGACCAACGCGUACUAGCCGACUUUUUGAACAUGUUCAUCAAGCUCUUUAUCGAGGACGAGACCGAGAUUAGCGUCAUCAACAAGAAAUUUCUCGAGAAGGAACUACUCAAGGCUUUUGCUUCCGUGUCUAAUUGCUACAACCUGUUUAGGGGGCAGUUUGUUUCGGCGACGGCCUUGCGCCUCUUCCUAGCCCGUUGUAGGUGGUCCGUGGCCGACGACGUGGAAGUCAUCGUUCCGGUCGAAACGAAGUUUCUCAACAGACUGAUAUGCGACAGCGACGACCUGUUGUCCAACUCGAUGCGAGACAAGCUUCGUAAAACCAUGGAAGACGUCUCCACGAUGAUGGCGCCGCUGCUCUCCAAUCCAUCCACGUCCACGCCUCGCAGCAAGGACGACGACAGCAACGUGCCCGUAUGCAUUUGA